CAUAAUUCAUGAUGUACAAUACCGUACUGCGUUUUCCCAAAUAGUCAUUUUGCUUGUCGCUAUGCAGAUCUAAUUGUUCUCUACAGAAAGCAAAGAUUGUUAAUCCCAUGGCCAUUGCAGAGCAAACUCAAAGACCGACGAUGAUCCAUAUCCCUUCUUCUUCUUCUACCACUUUUCUCAUACUCUUUUUGGUCCUUUCCUCUCUAUCCCCAUUUCCAAUUUCAAUUGCCACUUCAUCCCCCAUACCCUUCAACAUUUCUCACUUCCUUUAUCCAAGAAUCAGCUACGAGGAAUAUCCUCAAUCUUCACCCAACCCUCCUUCAUUUCUCGAGGACGUGUUAAAGGGGAUUGCUGAGCGAGAGAAAUGGGAUUUGCAGGACUUGAGAGUUUCCAAAUUGGAUGUGAAGAAAUCGAAGUUUGGGACUUUAAGGAAGUAUGAAUUUCGGGUCCGAAUUGGGAAGACGGAAUUCGUAUUCAUGAUGGCAGAUGAAAUAUCUCAGUGGAAAAGCUUUCACUUUCCUAACAAGAAUGAGUCCGACUUCGAGUCUUUGGUUAAAGAGAUUGGUUCUAAGGCCACUCUUGAUGUCCUAAAAAUCCAAGGGCCAUUCGAAUUGUACGCUACUGGAGAUGAUUACCUCUCCUUGACCUUACCCCUGAACUCUUCCUAUACGGGAUUGAAAAAGAUCCUUAUUGGUGAGGGAAUCACUGUAGAAGUUAAAGGUGCUGAUGAAAUAUCAGUGUUCAACAUCUCCGAUUUGCUUAAAUUAGUAAAUGGAAGUAUUUUGACCAAGUCAGGAAACGGUAAAUUUAGAUAUAUGUCGCGAUCUUCCUGCAUACCAUUACUUCCCAUACAUGUAAGGGGACCUGCUUCAGUACUUGCCUAUAUAACCAGAAACCCCUACUUAAGAAUUGAAACUGCAUUUGUAUCCAGAAUAUCUAUCAAGUUGCUUUCUGAAAAAUGUUAUACAAGGCAUAUCUACAGAAAGUGGAACUUGUACAAUGAUUUUCUGAGCCAGAAGAUAACAUUACUGGAAAAAUUUCUAAGGAGGUUUCUUGGUGGAAAAACCAGUCAAAUUGCACGUUUCAAUCUCUUAAAAGUGAAAGUUGAAGACUUGACCCUUUUCCGCUUCCAGCUAGAGCUUGAAAGAGGUAUCCAAAACAACGACACAUAUUGGACUACUAUGGGGGAGUGGAGAACAAGGCCAGCAGUUGAACAUUCAUGGUUUGAAGUAACAGCAAGGUUUGAGGCAGAGGUCUUGAAGCCACAUUUGAUUAAGAAGGUCAGACCUUUUAUUGAAGUAGAUUCAUCUUCGUGGAGUAAUUUGAUGUCAAAUAUGUCCUUUACCAAAAUUUCUUCUUUUCUAGUCCCACCAGAGCCCUUAACAUUGGAUGUUAGAUUGUAGGGAAAUUUAUAUCCAGUCCUGGCAUGCUGUAAUUUAGAUUCUUAUCUUCCUUACUGUAAAAAUUGAAAAUGGUUGCCUGAUUUGUACAUCAUAUCCUUUGUAUAUUGAAAGUCAUUGGAAAGGAAUUAUAGAAAAACAGUGGUUGAAAAGGAAUGAGUUGCACUGUUUUAUAAAUCUGAAGAAGCUAAUUUUUCGAGA
Solanum dulcamara is the source of this 1601-nucleotide messenger RNA. RefSeq names its product protein TUNICAMYCIN INDUCED 1. The record is from RefSeq and is a predicted model, not a curated record. Lineage: Eukaryota; Viridiplantae; Streptophyta; Magnoliopsida; Solanales; Solanaceae. Bases 108 to 1403 code for a protein of 431 amino acids. The transcript is spliced from 3 exons.